Penaeus indicus is the source of this 942-nucleotide messenger RNA. RefSeq lists its product as uncharacterized. The record is from RefSeq and is a predicted model, not a curated record. The transcript is spliced from 7 exons. The coding region runs from base 1 to 942 and encodes 313 amino acids. NCBI's taxonomy places the organism in Eukaryota, Metazoa, Arthropoda, Malacostraca, Decapoda, Penaeidae.
AUGGCCCGAGGGCUGGAGGGGAAGCUCGAGGGCCAGGUCCUUCGCACGCUGGCCGGGGCGUCGCUCGCCAAGUGCGUCGCCGCCUGCAGGGUCGUGGGAGGCUGCAAGGGAUUCAACCGACAGAGAGCUUCAGGCACGUGUGACCUGCUGGCGACCCGCCUGUGUGAGAACGACAUUCUGCUUCUGAGUUCUGCGGAGGCAGACUGGCGCUACUUCGAUAUGCAAGACGCCUCGUAUCCAGAUCCAAGCCACGUGUUCUUCAACCACUCAAUGUGCACUGAACGGGGAAUGUGUUCUUCUGCAUGUGAACGCGGGAUAGAUCAGUCUUGCACGGACAACAUCCAGUGUCAAGCUGCAACCGAAAACAGCUAUUGCACAGCCGCCUCGCCAAGCUCCCCCGGGGUCUGCCGUUGCAACACGCACUACUGGAAAUACAACGCGACGCUCUGCAUUCACCAGACCAGCCUGGACUCCAGCAUCUGGUCGUGGAUUUUCAAGAAGGUCGUCAACAACAUGUGCUAUGUGACCUUCACGGCGCGCGUGAAGCAGGACAUCUGGAUCCACCUCGGCAGCUACGAGGACUGGCACUCCGGCAUCACGCAGUACUACUUCAUUCUAGGCGGCUGGGGCAACACUCAGUCAAUAUUAGAUAGAGACGGCACACGGAUGGUGACGGCAGCUACAGAAGGAUUAUGUACAAAUAACUAUCAAAACUUCACUCUUUACUGGUGCAAUGGAAACAUCAGAGUGUCUCUUACGGGAGUCAGUACCUUCAUAGCCUGGGACGACCCGGCGCCCUUCACCGUCAACACACUCGGCUUCAGAAUGCCUUACACCGACGGCCACGCCCACAUAUUCUUCCCUCACAACCUCGUCGACCCAUACUUCCCCACCAGCGUCGAGACCGGCGGUAGGUGCGCCGUGCUGGAGGGUGUGGAAUAG